GAUUUGUGUACCGUAGUCGAAAACAACAACGUAAACUUGAAAGGGGUGAUUCAAUGCAGCUAUUCUCGAGUCGCUGGUUCGAGGAACAGGAAUCUUUACACCCACGCUUCGCGGUUCGCACUGGGAAAAAAUUCCAAAGCGAUUACAAAAUCGCAAGGCGGGGUCGUAAGAAUUCUAGGCGCACGGCGAAAAGCUCUCAGAAACGCUCACGCGCGCACAAUACUGAAAUUAUUUUUCAAGCGCGCGUACAAUGAACGAAUCUGUCUUGGCACCAGUUGAAGCGAGUCAGCCAAGUUUUACAUCGGAAUCACUACAGGAAACUUUAGAGGAACAUGAACAAAAUGAGAAACCCUUACAAGCGGAAGUCCCCGGGAAGGGAAAGAAAGGUCGGCCGAGAAAACACUUCCCAGAGGUAAAGUGCUUUGACAGAAGUGUGUAACUUGUUUGUUUCAGGUACAUUUCAGUACUCGUGAAUCGCAGGUUUGGUGAAUUGCACGCGCGCACUUCAGUGAUUAAUUUCGAGCACUAAAUUUAGCUCUAUUGAUAUCGAUUGAUCAUCAAAUGUUUGUUAACUUUUCCCACCGCAGAAGGCGCAAGAUGACGGGUCCCCGGUGAUAAAAAGACCACGAGGAAGGCCCAAAGGAUCAAAGAAUAAAAAUCCGAAGGUAGGCUGCGAUAGAGUAUGAGCUUUGCGAACUGCGCGCGUUCUAAUUUGCGUGAAAACCCUUUCUCGCGCGCGAGAAUGGCGUGCUCUGAUAGUAUUGUAUUGUCACAGAAUCCAUGUUAUGCACAGUUGUGGUAUGGAUAUUUUUGGCUGACCUGUCGAAUACAUGCACCCCUUUUAUGAUCCUAUUAGACCACCAGAGGAUGAGGGCGCGAGAAAAAUCACGCACAAGCGUUGUUAUUAGCUUGUCAUACAUGUAAUCUUGAUUCGCGUUUGGCGCUUCACUUGCUACCUUGUUUUUUCUCUUGUUUCUGGGAAAGGCCAAUUUUACCUCGCUCCGAGAAUUUUGACGUGAGCGCACUUUUUGUUGUGUGGUUAAUAAUGCAGAAAAGGCCAAGAGGCAAUCCUUUUGUACAAUCGAUGUUUACAACUUCGAUGCAUAAUAACUUCGUUAUGCGUGCUAAGCAAGAUAAAAUACAGCGUCCUCGCGCCACGGAAAGGCGGCGGCAAGUUUGAAGACACUCAAACCACCACCAAAACUCGUGUGAGUGUGUCAUUAAUCAGUUCCCAUGUUCUACUAGACUUCCGGUGUUUAAAAAUCCGUUUGGGAAACUUUUCGUGAACGUAUGUUUCCCGAAGCGUGAAAUUCUCGGCAUAGUUCCGUGCAGACACCUAAAUCACGUGAAUGUCGAGUUUGUGCAUGCGUGGUCAUAGAGGAGCGUGCAGCACGUGGUCCAUCUGUUGUUUUCGCGGGAAAAAAAAUAAUAAACCGCCAAGAAAGGUGAAUGACAACGUAUUAAAAAAUUGCACGUGUAGGGUUUUUGUGUAGGUUUUCAUUUUUACAUCUGGACAAUGUGUGGAAGAGCUUUAAUCGGAAAACAGUUACUAUAGAAAGUACACUCGGCCGGUAUUAAGAAAUUAAUCUUGGAUCGUUGCCCAAUGGGCGAGAAAGGAAAAAAUUAUCACCGAAAAUCGCAGGAAAAUUGGCGAGAAGUAAAAGGUGAUAUGUUACGCAAGUGCGGAAAGAUGAUGAAGUCCUACGCGGAAAUUAAAUUGAAGGCAACAUCUUCCUGCCUGUGCUUGUUCAAUGAAAAUUCAUUUUGUGACAAAACGCCCUUGUUGAUAAUCUUCGUUCUCUGUAACCAUUUUUUUCUAUAAUGUGGGCUUCGUGGCGUGGAGAGCAAACAUUGAGCAACAUUGAACUGAAGAAAAUGAAGCGAUCACUCCGCGCUUUUUUGUACAUUGAUUUUUGCAUAAAAUGUUUGUCAAACAUCAAAUGGGGCGCCCUGCCCACACUUUGAAAUAUAUAUAUUUUAUCUUAGCAGCCUUUAUCCGUGAAACUAUACAUCGUGCACUGAAUAGAAUUUCAUUUUUACGGCCACGUGCUUUUAAUGCGGGGCUCUAAAACGAAUUCUCAGCACGUCGGUCUGGGUUGAUUUUUUCGCCCUGACAUGAAGAUGAUAACGAAAUUGUCGCAGCGAGCCCAUGUUGACAAAAAAGAUUGGAAAUUUUAAUAGCCAACAGAACGUUUCUAUCUCGCUGGGCUACUUUGACAAUUCCAGAUCGAGUUCGUUCGGGGAUGUGUGGGUUGACGAAAUAAUAAUAUAUUUUCGAGUGAAUUUUUGUGAAAGGAAGCUUAAAAUAAGAACUUUCCUGUGGUGUUAUUCGUGCUUUCAAUUGGAAUUUGAAAGAAAAAUGUCAAAUUUCUAACGUUAGGGAGUGCAAACUUUCAAUGAACAGGAAACCGCAACAAAAGAUUACCAUGAAACUAGUCUCUUUGACAUGUUGAAUUACAACGUUACCAAAACAAAACAAAGCAAAGAAACACUUCAAGAUUAUUUUCUUUCCUUCCUAUUUGGGUGAAAUUUCCUUGCUGGAAAUUACAAUUAUGGCCUGAUAAGCCCAUGAAGAUUGUUGCUUUAAUAUUCCGCCUUCGCUCUUGUUUCUUGGUUUCUGUCGCGCGCUCAAACUUUAAAAGUUAUCGAUGUUAUCUGCGAGUGUGAAGGUUUACCCACUUUACGCUAUUAGCGACAGAUUUCGAAACAAAUUUGCAGAUAUAGUUUGAUAAUCCUAAGGUCAGGUGGUUUAGUUUUUAGACUUCCUUUUAGUUUAUCACUUUGUAUUCUUUAAGAACUGCAGCUGUCUUCGAGGACAACUGUGUUCUUGAUUCGAUUUAGAAUCCAAAAAUGCGUUUUAAAAACUCCACUUUACUCUAGGGUCAAAUUUGCAUAUACAUGUAUUCAAAUCGAUCUGUUAGCGAUGCCCUUAUAAACUAAUUUAAAUAGAAUUUUACUUGUAAAAGCAAAACGCUGAGUUCAAAAUUACAGUUUUAUGAUUUCGACCUCAAAUAACGGGACAACCAAUAUCAUUCUUACAGCUCGAAACUACUGAAAAAGUUCGGGCUUGUUAGGUUUCUGUAUAAUGCAUCAAAGCUUCAAACUGGUUGAUUACGCAAUUCCUGCAGCAAAAUUCUGAGUUAACGGAAUGGUUUAUGGGAUUUUCGACUCUUAAACCGAACUUGUCGCCUAUUGAAGAAAUUUUUUUUUCCACAGAGAUCUUAAGCAUUCAAAAGAAAAUGAUGACCCCAUAAAAGAAAUCUCUUUAAACCCUAUUGUUGCUGAGCAAUUAAAGAUGACACGACCACGUGCUUUCCGUAUUCAAUGAAGCUUACUUCCAGAACAAUAACAAAAAAACUGCGUCCCUCACAAAAUCGAUAAAAGCUUUUUACGGGACGAAAAUCUUCGAGACUUUCACAUAAUUGGCGGAAGAGUUAACUACCCGUAAUGUCUGCUAGGAAAGCUUUUUUAUCUAUUUUUUUUGUGCAUGAUUAGGGCGGUGUUGAGUGAACCGAAAAGUUUAUUAAGUACAUGGAAACAAUACGGGAGGAAUUUAUCAACAACAUCAAAGAAAAUUCUUUUUAGGAUCAUUUUUGUGAAGACCAAACAUUGAAAAAUUAUGACAAAAAGAAGAAAGAAACGAAUAAUGAAGCAAAAACUCUUUCAUGUCAAUGAAUUAUCUAAGGAAAUUUUAGAAUUUGACUGAGUUUCACGGAUUUUCUCUUUUUUUGUUCUUUAUUCUUUCUCUUGCGUAAAUUUAUUCCAACGUGUCGUUACGAGUACUUUUCAGCAAUUCAUUGUUAUUUUUCAAGUUUUUUACUUGAUGUGCAUCAUGUUCUUUACAAUGGAAAUCUGCAAAGGUGUAAACACAGUGCUUUUGAAUUAUGAUCUGUGAAUUAAAUUUUUAAGUGAAACAAUGAAACCGUUUUGCACUAUUCUUUCAUGUUACCCAAGAGGGUUCUCCCCAGGUUUUUGUCCCUUUUAAAUUGCACCAAAAAUUUCACAAUAAUCAGAAGGAAAUAGAACGCUGCUAAAGAGGAUUUCUGUAAACAAACUCUAAAACUAUUAAAAAAAAACCUUCACGUUAUGUCUGUAUGCCCCCCCCCCGGGGGGGGGGACUCCCGGGAAUCCUCAGUCGGGGUGAAUCAGCCGGUUCUCCAAGUCCUGUCCUUAUUUUAGACCAUAAAUUGUCAUUUUCCAUACCCUUUUUUCGACCUGACCUAGGCAGAAAUUAUGUCAUCCGCGUUACUUAGCUUAGAAUGCCAGCAAAAAGAUUUCUUAAAAUCCAUUUCGAAUUCGUAUCUUACUCUUUCUUUCUUUUUGAUUUGGAAUUGAAACGAUAAAUACUUUCAUGGACUCCCGCAGUUCCUUGAAAAACCAUACACAAUUCCAGACCAAAAUGGGCAAAGUCGAUACUCGUUCUCAGACUAAAACAGCACAAAAGCCCUACCCUUUAGGGUGGCACUUACGUAUUUAUGCCUUAUAUAACAGAGUACCCCCCGGGUCUGUAUCAUUGACUUUGGGUCCGUGGACUUACAAGUAAACAUAAGGAGGUAUAUUUUACAAUUAUUUAUGAUUAACAGAUUACCCUAACGUUUUAGUCUUAUGAAAAAGAUAUUAGUGUGGCCUGAUUCAAACUAGAGCUAUUGAACAGUAUUUUCAUGUGGUACUGUUUAUUAUGCUGUACAACGCGGUUCUAACUUUUGAGUCUGUGGAUGAAAUCCUUAAGUGUGACCAUUUAAAGGAAAGCUACUGAGCAUGAGUACGUUCCUGCGGUACUGUUUAUUAUGCUGCACAAGGUGGUUCUAACUUAAAGUCUAUGGAGAAACUUUUAAGAGGGACCGGAAAAAUGAAACCUCCUUAGCAGUAGGUUCAUAUUGUACCGUUUUUUUCGUUUUUUUGUUUGUCUUUAACACUUAGAAUUUUUCUUGAAUUUUGCACUCUUGGAAGAGAAUGGACGACACUUUAAUUAAUCUUACACAACAGCUGUAUCUGUUGUUACUGUUCAGAUCGCUGGGCAAUAAACUGUUUUAAAGACCACAUGCCAGCCUUGUAAUUAGGUUACAUCACACAAUAAAAUACAUGGGAUGGGUGUGGAUAUCUUUUAGUACAUCAUGUUCUGCUCAACUCAAAGGGAAGCUCCUAACUUUACAAUUAACACUGAAGCGUUGAAAAUUGGAGAAUUAAAAUUAAGAAAAACAAAGAACUAUGCAACAAGUUUUCAACCAUCUCAAUCUCCUUUAUUAAAUAUGUAGCAAUUCUGAGUGAACUUUUGACAUGGUUGGCUUAAUUUCUUCUACAUGUAUAAUUCAUUUAACCAUGUCAUUUGUCCGGUAUAUAAUAGCCAAUUCUAAUCAAAGACACACAGUGAUAAGUUAUAACUUGCCAGUAACUGUCAGAAUACAUUUUUGUUAGAUUAUUUUUCAUUUGUCUCCGAGAUUGUGCCCUUUUGUUUUCCUUUCAAAUUUAUAUCCUUUCACAAGUGAGUAAACGUUGAAUUAUAUUUAACCCAGUCCUCGGUUGCUUAGCCACUUUAGAUCAGCUUAUCUAAAUUAAUAAAAGGACCAACAGUUUUACACUGACUCAUACUUAUUGUCUUGUAUUUUGGCCCAAAAUGUAGUGUCAAUGGUCACAACGCAAGAUUUCAUUUGCACUCAAAAAUUAGAAAAUAUCUCCAUUAUUAAGGUGGGUACACACUAGGUGACAAGUUGCAGCAACAAAUCGCUGUGUGUACUGGAGAAUUUUUGGAAAACCUUUGUCGGUCCAACAGAAUUCAGUCCGAUUUGUUUUUUGGCGACUUGUUGCAGCAAUAACAUUCUGUUGCGGAGACAAAGAUUUUCACAAGUACACAUGAAGCGAUUUGUCGCUGUGACAUGUCGCCUCACUGUGUUGCUGCAACUAGUCGCCCUACCUGUACACAGGGAGUGAUCUGUCGCCGUGACGUGUUGUUGCAACUUGUCACGUAGUGUGCACUGACCUUUAAGGCUUGGGAGUGAAGGAUUAACCUGGUAAUAUUUUUGCUUGAUUUACCAGCCCAAACCAAUUCCCACUGGACCAAAGCGACCCAGAGGAAGACCUAGGAAAUGGGUAAGAAAAAUAGAUUUCCGUCCCCACCCCCCUCCCCCCCUUCCCCCCUUCUGUGGAGCCGGGUCCCAGGCUCAUUGCAGUGUAUGUUGCAGGUCAGUUUUAUCCUUGGUGCAAAUUUUAUUUUCUAAUAAUCCUCCAGAUGAUUCAAACUUGCUACAUCACAAUAUCAUGUGAAAACCACAAAAAGGAAACAAAAUUUCCGACAAGGAUUAAACUGAACCACAUAGGCCUUCCUGAGGGGAAGGGUGGAAAUAGCUUUUUCAGCUUUUUUUGGGGGGGGAGGGGGAGAGUGGAGAGUGGGGUGAUCAUCAGAUAAUUGGUUAGCGGGGGGCUUAUUUAACAUGAUAUGAAAGAUAUUACCAGGGUAUAUUAUGCAUUAUUACUUUUAGAGCAGUCAACGGUCACACUAACUCAUUCUUACUAUUGGUCACUUACAAUACUACACUCACUGAUCCCUUGCGUUUGUACAAUCUGCACUAUUCAUUUGCCGAUGUUUUCAAAGAAGUUUGUUUACAUCUAGAAACUGUUUAGAGUAAUGAAGGUAUCAAUGUUUAGUCAGAGGGGGGGGUAUGGGCAUAGGUGCAGCAUUUGAACACCUCCUUUGUCAAACUGCGGUUCUGUUUUUCACAGAGAGGGAUAUUUUAUCACAUUUGAACUAUUUUCCUGUCCCUACGGUUGGGAAUUUGACCAAAAAGUCGCUAAAAAAAAAUUCAAAUGCUGCACUUAUGCCCAUACCCCUCCCCCUCCAAACAUUGAUACCUGUAUAAGAAAUCAAAUUGGUGCAACUGGGGAGAGGAUUAAAGAGGGCGGGUGCUUAAUACAGUUUUACCGUCCAUAUGGGGAGAGGGGGGGGAGGGGGGAGGGGGAGGGGGGGGGGGAGGGGCAAGAGGGGAUAGGAGUGCUUAACUCAUGAGGUUUGACUGAAUAGUUUCUUGUCCUUCAUUUUUUUAGCCUCCACCUGAUACAUCAUUGCCGAAACGAGGCCGAGGAAGACCAAGGAAAAAUGUGGGUUGUAUGUUGUUUCAAUGACUUCUUUAAGAAGGGUGGGGAGGCUUAAGGGUAAUUUAACCUCAGCGAGUAACAUCUGUGUAGCAGUGCCGAUUUCCUCAUUCUAGGCCCUCACGGACUCAUGAAUUACCAGAGUAAUUCAUGAUGGAGAUAAGUCUGGGGAGUUUGUGAGAACCUAAUGGGGCUUAAGGUUAAUAGUCUCAAAAAAGAUAAAAUUAUUAUUUUUGAUUUUUAAGUUAAUUCUGUGACUAACAGCCCCCUUAACUUUCCAACCAAUUUCUUACCUUAAUAAAAGAAUCUUCUUAAUUCAAUUUAAAUCUAAUUUUACUUAUUAUUUUUCUAAUUAAUGUCUCUCAUGAACAGGCAACUCUGACACCUCAGCUACCAACAAUGGUUGGUGUAGCAGAAGUAGCACCGUUGUCAGCUGAAGGAACAGCGACAGAUACUGUACCUAUAGCAACUGACAUUGUUCCUCCAGAUGACUUAUUUAACAAUGAUGAUGUUGACUGACUUCGCUAGAAAUGAUGAUCGGCAAUGAUGUGCCUAUUAUAUAGUUCCAUGUUCUGUGACCUUGGUUCUAGAAAGGUUGGUUACAAGUCAAAAAGCCAAACUGGUGAAAUACAUAAAGUGCUAAUAUUCUAGAAGGAGGUACAUUAUGUAUUCAAAUGAGAGAAUGAUAUUUUGUGGCUCAUACAUAAGGAUGUGUAUAAUUUUGCUGCUUGUGCAAAAACAAUUUAAUGCUUAUUACAGUUAAUACUGCAAAACAUUGUAGAUCGUUAACAAUCACUUGGACAUGUUCAUGGUGUAACAUAAUAAUAGAUCAUUACUGUUAGUGUUUUGUAGCAAGUGCUGGAAUUUAUUCCACAGGCUAAUGCAAUUAACAAAUGCUACACUAAAAAAACAAGAUGUUAAAUUAUUAGAAUGCACAUUCAUUUGUUAAUGAUGCUUCCCAUAUCAUCUGAUGAGAGAUUCUUGACGAAUCUGUUGGUAAAAUUAUUUAAUGAUGCUUAGAGAUGUCAAGUUGGCAUUCCAUUGCAAAAAGUAUAGCUAUACAUUAAGAAGCUGAUAAUAAUAUUACAGGUUGCUUUAAUUUUUCUUUAAACUACUAUGUACAUAAAAAAUCCUUUCUUAACGUGAUGAAUUAACAUAGAAUUUAAUAUCAUCAUGCAUGCAUUUUAAAGGUGAUAUCUUGAUGUAGUUUAAUAUACCUUGCAGUAGAUUUCCAAUUUAUGCCGUUAAGCCCUAAAAUUGAUCAGCAUCUAGUUUCUCCUUAUUAUACUGGUGCUUUCCAAACACAAAGGUCAUGAGAAUAAACAAAUUGAUCAGCGAAUUCUUAACCAGGGCAGGUUUAAUGACUGAUGAACAGCAGAUUCAACAGAACACUGAUCACAGCAAUUUAAUAGAAACUGGCUAGCUAUCUUACAACUUAAGACAACAGACUUAAGACUCCUUAAUCCAAUCUCAGUGUGUAUC
This is a messenger RNA of Porites lobata, 8568 nucleotides long. The record is from the annotation of a GenBank genome assembly. Lineage: Eukaryota; Metazoa; Cnidaria; Anthozoa; Scleractinia; Poritidae.